Messenger RNA from Salvia splendens (bonfire salvia), 963 nucleotides. Its product is annotated as probable leucine-rich repeat receptor-like protein kinase At1g35710. The coding region runs from base 1 to 963 and encodes 320 amino acids. Gene Ontology annotation, molecular function: protein binding. The transcript has 2 exons. The record is from RefSeq and is a predicted model, not a curated record. Lineage: Eukaryota; Viridiplantae; Streptophyta; Magnoliopsida; Lamiales; Lamiaceae.
AUGAAUCUUUCAACUGUGACAGCCAAAAUACCACAAGAGCUUUCUCAUUUGCCAUCCCUUAGUAACCUCAUUCUUACAGAUAAUUUGUUAUUUGGCACUAUCCCACCUGGCUUCUUCAACAUAUCAACCUUGCAACAAUUAGACCUUUCAUACAAUGAGUUUUCUGGUACUCUUCCUUCGAACAUCGGCCUCACACUCUUCAAUCUUCCACAACUAGCUUUACAAAAUAACAGUCUCAGCGGCCGUAUUCCAACCUCUAUCAACAAUGCUUCUCAGCUCACUUACUUGAACUUGCAAGCCAAUUCAUUCACCGGAUACAUUCCAAACCUGUCUAGUUUACGCCUCUUAACUCGAAUAUCGCUUGCUAAAAAUAAUCUGACAGAAGCAAAAUCCCCAACUCAAGAGCUGGAAUUUCUUGACUCUUUAACUAAUUCUCACUCAACGAGUAUGGGAGGUGUCAUUUCUUCUGAGAUUGGAAACUUGACAGGUUUGGUGACUUUGAUCUUCAAUGACAAUCAGUUGAGUGGAUCAAUUCCAACAACACUAGGAAAUUUGAAAGAACUUGGGAGAUUAGUCCUUGCUAAUAAUCAGUUGGAAGGGCAUAUCCCGAUUAGUCUUUGCCAGAUGACUAGUCUCUCGGAGGUGUACUUGAUAAGCAAUGAGAUCGAGGGCUCAAUACCAGAAUGUGUGGGUGAAAUGCAGUCGUUAAGACGGAUUGAGUUUGGAUCAAACAAGUUAAAUUCCAACCUACCUUCCAGUUUCUGGGAUCUAAAAGACCUUGUCUUUCUAAACUUGUCCUCAAACUAUUUGGGAGGUCAAAUCUCACCACAGAUUGAAAAAUUUAAGGCCAUCAACCAAAUGGAUUUCUCCUCUAAUCUAUUUUCCGGUGAUAUUCACAGCACAAUCGAAGGUUGUGAAUCGUUGGAGUAUCUAACUUUGGAGGAUCCAUUCCUCAAUCACUAG